Molecule: messenger RNA, 516 nt
Organism: Microthlaspi erraticum
Lineage: Eukaryota; Viridiplantae; Streptophyta; Magnoliopsida; Brassicales; Brassicaceae
Source: the annotation of a GenBank genome assembly
AUGAACAUCUGUCCCGCGGUCGGCCAACAUCCGAACGCUUGUCCAUCCCGUGCUCAACAUAGGCCGAGCCCACGUACCGAUCCGGGAAGCAUCGUCCCGCGGUCGGCCAAACCAGAAUCACACGCCCGAAGCUGCGCACGACUGUACCGCGCGAACAGGAAGGCAACGCCUCGCGGCCGCGCGGCACAACUCACGUACCGCGGCCGAUCGCGCCGUCCGACCAGGAAGGCCUUGUCCACGUCCGGCCAAAUUCUUCGACCAAAAUCAUCCGUCGGCCGAACCCGACGAACGAACGCGAAAACUCUCGGCCACGAUCGACCCGACCGUGCCGAUAGCCACGACUCGACAACCGGCCGAACGUCCCGACCGAAUGUCCGAACGGUCGGUCGACCCGAAGCCGUUUCUGAAGCCCGUUUCACACGUUUCAAGCCCAAUACCGGCACCGACUUACUAGACUUAGGUCUAGCCGCUUUCCUAUACUUAGAGCAUUAUAAAUACUUCUUUUUAGCCUUGUAA